AUGGUCACACCAGACUGCGCCGCGAACCCGGCCGACCCGUUUUGCACAAAUCCAAGGAACGUGAGCGCCGAGAACCGCCGUAUAUCGUCCCUCUACGACAACGACCUGCUGUGCUCCGAGUGCUUCCUCAAGCUCUUGUACGCCCGCGUCACGUCCGCGUUCCUCCCCGGUGUCGACUACUCGGACUACCUGGUCGGGGAGUUCCAAGACAUCCAGGAGGUCUGCCAGACUACCGUCGGCGAGCUGGCCACCAGGGUACUGCCCAACUACCCCCAUACAACGGACGGGGACGUCACUCCCAUCAGGACGGAGGUCACGUCUACCGAGACGGACGCCCCGGCGCCGACAACCACCUCGGAGCCCGUCCCGACCAAGGCCCCGGUGCCGGACACGGAAGAGGGCUGCGAAGCUGUGGGCUGGCAAUGGGUCGACGUCCUCGUCAUGGAAGAAUCCACCAUCGCGCAGACGGAGCUUGAGUUCUGCAACGAGAUUGCCGAAAUCUAUGGCGUAGCGACGGGCGAUUUGAUGUAUACGACAAACACCCCCGGGUGCGCUGUUUUAGAUGGCUGGUCUUGCGUCUCCCCGUCUUGUCAGUUGCUCCGAGUCAGCGAGAGCUCUACCUGCGCAUCGAUUGCGGAAUCCGCAUCCAACGCAACCCACAUCGUCAACGCGGUUCAGAUAGCCACCUGGAACCCGCAUAUUCUCGGUGCUUGUGAUCAUCUGGUCAAAGAUCAGUACGUCUGCAUAGAUCGCCCAGGUGGCUCUUGGACUGGCCCGCCUGCCAGCGAGAUCCCAGACGACAGCGAUGGUCCUGUGCGCGGCGGUCCUGGUUCCACACCCACGCUUCCCAUCAUUGACAAUCCCGAUACGCCACCGGAGCCGGCCCAAGAAGGCAUCUCCUCGGUCUGCAAGCGCUACGUGUUUGCGGACAAGGGCGCCUCGUGCUGGAAAGUAUCAAACGAUGGCGGCAUUACCCAAAAGAGACUAUUCGAGCUGAACCCGGUUUUGGGCACCAACGGGGAGAACUGCGACACCAUGCUCUGGCUCAACUACUACUACUGCGUCGGCACCGAGAGCCUGGGCUCGCCUACCACGACAGUGGCAAGGACGACAUCGCCCACAAUCUCCCCAACAGCGUCUCCUACGAGCGCUCCAAAGCCGUCUCCGACUCAGGAAGGCAUCGUGGGCAACUGCAACAAGUGGGUGCAGGCCGUGGCCGGCGACUACUGUUCGAAACUGGCCAACGACGCCGGCAUCGACACGGCCCUGUUCUACCAGUGGAAUACCGUCCUCGGAUCCGGGGGCGAGAACUGCGGCACCAUGAUAUGGCCGGACUACUACUACUGCAUUGGCGUCUCUUCGGGCAGCGCCACCACUUCGUCGCCUCCUACGACGACGUCCGCCGGUCCCGCAAAGCCGACUGCCACUCACGCAGGCAUCCCGGCAAACUGCAGCACGUUUGCCGAGGCGCCCGCGCAAGGCGCGUCUUGUUGGCAGUUGGCGACCGAUAACGGCAUCGAGCCGAGCCGGUUGUACCAGCUCAACCCCUCGCUCGGCACCAACGGGGAGAAUUGCAGCACCAUGAUCUGGCCAGGUUAUUUCUACUGUGUGAGCGUAGCAUAG
Molecule: messenger RNA, 1623 nt
Organism: Colletotrichum graminicola M1.001
Lineage: Eukaryota; Fungi; Ascomycota; Sordariomycetes; Glomerellales; Glomerellaceae
Product: LysM domain-containing protein
Exons: 3
Coding region: 1-1623 (540 amino acids)
Source: RefSeq, a predicted model, not a curated record